ACUAUGAACAAUACAAUAUCUACAAACUCAUUGUGUUUUAUUUGAAUUAUACAUGAUACAUUAAACCAAAGAAAUGUAUGCUUUAUUAAUAAUAAUCUCCAUUUUACAAAGUACAUACCAAAGUGAUGUUGAUUUAAGUGAUGUUAAGAUUUGGGGCCCAGGUUUGGAGCCCCAAAAUUUAGUUUUACCAGCCAGAUACUUCUUUUUACAGACAAAUUUGUCUAAAUUAAAUGAUAACAUUUCAUUUAAAGUGAAUGGGUUAAGUUUAGAUAAGAAGAGACCAUGCAGAGUUUGGUCAAAUAUCUUGAAUAGGAAAGAUGGAUCUUACAUUAUGAGAUACAAACUAUACGAUAGCUGCAGUUAUAUGGAAAUAAAUGUGAAAUACAAGGAUAUACAUUUAGCUAAAUCUCCAUACAUAAUAGAUAAUAUUGUUCAUCCUGAACAGUGCAUUUGCCCGAAAUGGAAUGUUAAUGAAUGGUUGGAUAAUAUGAAAUGUGCAAAAUUACCAAAACAAAUAUCAAGGGAUUUAAGUCAGUUUAAAACAAUUGAUUUUGAUAAGUUAAGAAAAAAGAUAAUUGAUAAAUAUAAUAAACCACAGUCCAUAAGUUUAUGUCAUUAUGUGAUAUUUGAAAACAAAGUAUAUAGAACAUGUUAUGGAAAGUAUGUAGGUUUCAAAAUGUUCAUGGAUAAUAUUUUAUUAUCAAUGACCAGAAAGCUAUUUUUGCCAAACAUGGAAUUCUUUGUUAAUCUUGGAGAUUGGCCUUUAGUGAAUGAUAUAUCUGAAAAAUACCCCAUUAUGUCAUGGUGUGGAAGCACAGAUUCUUUUGAUAUAAUUAUGCCAACCUAUGAUAUAACUGAAUCUACAUUGGAAAAUAUGGGAAGAGUUAUGCUGGACAUGCUUUCAGUUCAAGGUAAUAACGAUCGAUCGUGGGAUGAAAAGGAGCCAGUAGCAUUUUGGAGAGGUCGUGACUCAAAUGCAGCUAGACUUAAGCUUAUAGAGAUUGCUAAAGAUAAUCCUGAUAUGUUCAAUGCUUCUCUAACAAAUUUCUUUUUCUAUAGAGAUCAAGAAGCGAAAUAUGGACCCAAAUCUGAACACAUUUCUUUUUAUAAAUUCUUUGAUUACAAAUACCAGGUUAGCAUAGACGGAACAGUGGCAGCUUACAGGUUUCCCUAUUUAUUAGCUGGAGGAUCAUUGGUCCUUAAGCAAAAGUCUAAAUAUUAUGAACAUUUUUACAAUGAUUUAAAACCAAAUGUUCAUUACAUUCCUGUUGAAAAAGAUUUAUCUGAUUUAUUAGAUAAAUUAAAGUGGGCUAUGCAGAAUGAUGAGGAAGCUAGGAUUAUUGCAAAUAAUGCUAGACAUUAUUCAAAUGAAAAUUUAUUACCUAAAGAUAUAUAUUGUUACCAUGCACAUCUCUUCAAUGAGUAUAGCAAACUUCUUGUAAGCUCAGUCAAUAUAAUUGAAGGCAUGGACAUUGUUGAACAACCACCUGAAGCACAAGUAUGCCAAUGUGGAACAAACACAUUACACAAAGAUGAACUAUAAAUGAUUUUUAAAUAUAUGUUAAAUAAAAAAUACUUGUUCAAAUCAAUGAGCAACUUUGUCAACAUUGA
This is a messenger RNA of Nicrophorus vespilloides, 1611 nucleotides long. Its product is annotated as KDEL motif-containing protein 1-like. Gene Ontology annotation, molecular function: glucosyltransferase activity. Bases 74 to 1543 code for a protein of 489 amino acids. Lineage: Eukaryota; Metazoa; Arthropoda; Insecta; Coleoptera; Silphidae. The record is from RefSeq and is a predicted model, not a curated record. Gene Ontology annotation, cellular component: endomembrane system. The transcript is spliced from 4 exons.